AUGGCAAUAACAGGCGCCAAGGAGCUGCCUUCACCAGGACCGCAUGAGCCCACUAUUAGCGACUUAGUCCAGAUGAAUGAGGUGAAGCUUGAGCAGCUUAUGGCCGAGCGGAGAGAGGUAGCCCUGCGAGGCCCCUGCGCAGGAUUCAUGGCCGCUGUGUGA
Perkinsus marinus ATCC 50983 is the source of this 162-nucleotide messenger RNA. RefSeq lists its product as hypothetical. NCBI's taxonomy places the organism in Eukaryota, Perkinsozoa, Perkinsida, Perkinsidae. The record is from RefSeq and is a predicted model, not a curated record. The coding region runs from base 1 to 162 and encodes 53 amino acids. The transcript has a single exon.